GCCAACACAGAAUGUGCUCUGCAAUGUGCUGCAAGGCAUCUUGCCGGAGCAGGAACAGUCACAGACUUUCAUCCAGCAACUUCAAUGGUCGACCAAAGAGCUGCGACGACAUCAGGCAGAGCUGCAGCUGCGAGUUGAGAAUGCUUUGGCCGAAGGCUCUAUAAGCCAGGCCAUUCAGUCGGUUCGCGAUGCUCUCCUCUCCGGGUGGCCACUUCGUGCCUUGGAGCAGCCCCUGCAGCGCAUUCUUAGAGCUUCAAAGCAAAAACAGGCUGAGGAGUGCCUGCAGUUGUGCCUCCAGAUCUUCACUACUUUCCCCGAAUUCUGCGGGGAAGCCACUUUCUCCAGUUUAGUUGCCUUGCUUGUGGAUUCUGGGAAGCUGGGCACGGCCGAAGAAGUCUUGCAGCACGCCGCUGCCACCAGUCGCAUGAAGAUGCGGACAGCGCAGCCUCUACUUGAAGCUUUGGCCGAAGACAAAGAUCUCAACGGGCUGCAGAGGCUCUUUUUUGAUGUUGUGCACCCUAUGGUCAAAUGCCAACAGGCACACCUAAAUGGAAAUUCUGUGGAGACAUUGCUCCGCGGGUUCGGUACAAUGCCAAGCAUGCAACAGGAGGUGCUGACAUUGUUGUCAGCCACGGCACUAGAGCUACCCAGCAAAUGCUUGGAAGCAAUUCAUGAUGGCCUGCGGAAGAGUCAGGAAGAACAUGAGCUUCAUGUGAGCUUUGUGCUGCAGCCGUGCGGGACGCACACACUGCAACGGUUGACGGCCGCAUUGCAGGAUGCAGGUGGCGGAGUUCCUGCCAGCUGCUUGGUGGAUGGACCAAACAUAGGAUAUCGCGGUGCUGUCCAACGUCGCCAGCAUGCAGAAGGUAAACGGGAAGGCGCUAGAGGCAAGAACUUUACGAAGGCCCACGACGUGGUGGUCGAAAACUUGCAUGCUGCCUAUUUCCGACAUGAUCAGAUUGAAGCGGUCAUGCUGCACUUGCGUGAGAAGGGUGAGGCGCCUCUACUCGUGAUGCCAGAGAGGUAUGUCUUCGGCGUCAACGGCUCAGCAAUGACAACGGAUGUUGCGCCACGAAAGCCUCUGAAUCCUACGGUGCAAAGCUGGCUGUCUGGCAAGGCAUUGUUCGUGGUUCCAGAUGAUGUGCCGGAUGAUGCAGUCUGGAUUUUCGCAAGCUUAACUCCAAACGCGCGGGAUCAGAAGCGAUAUGUCGUGACCAGGGAUAAGGCAAUGAACCACCGCGCCAGCAUUUGGAAUAUCAGAGUUGAGAAUGGUCCCUGCGCAGACUUGGAGCUUGAACGCUCCUUUCGUAGAUGGAGCGCGUUGCAUUUGCGCUGGUAUGCCAUGUCAUGGCAACACUGUGACCACUCGCAGGGCGUGAAUGUUCGAAUUGAUGAGUCACAGCCACCAUCGCUGGAAAUGCAGCAGCAUGACGGCAGCUGGUACAUUCCGGAGGCGAAUGGCUCUCGCUGGCUACGAAUUUUCCACGCUGAGCCG
This is a messenger RNA of Symbiodinium pilosum, 1495 nucleotides long. The record is from the annotation of a GenBank genome assembly. NCBI's taxonomy places the organism in Eukaryota, Dinophyceae, Suessiales, Symbiodiniaceae.